Messenger RNA from Punica granatum (pomegranate), 2691 nucleotides. NCBI's taxonomy places the organism in Eukaryota, Viridiplantae, Streptophyta, Magnoliopsida, Myrtales, Lythraceae. The record is from RefSeq and is a predicted model, not a curated record.
CAAACACAUAUGGGCUCUGGGCCUUGAAAUUGAGUCCGGCCCAAAUGUAUUGGCUGCUUGCUUUUCUUCUCUCUCCCCCGCUACUGGAUUUUCUCUCUCUGAUGUUUUUCACUGCGGCCUGGUCGGCGGCUAUGGUGCUGAUUGUCUGAGCAGGGAGCAGUCCUUGAGCAACUGUUUCACUUUUAGUGGCGGCGAGGAGCUCACAAAUCUCUACUGUCCCUCUACUUUGUAGCCGCCAGAGAUGGCAGAAGAAGAGAAGGAGGAGAGCGUACCGGUGCUGCCGUGGAUGAGGAACCCGGUGGACGUCAGUCUGUCGGAGGAAUGUCAGCUCCAUCUCCUCCCUUUUCUUGAUCCCCGGUUGAGGGUGGCUUUGCAGAAGAUGGGCAUAUCUUCACUGUUCCCAGUGCAAGUUGCAGUGUGGCAAGAGACAAUUGGACCAGGCGCAUUUGAGCGAGACCUCUGUAUCAACUCCCCAACUGGAAGUGGGAAAACUUUAGCCUAUGCCUUACCAAUCGUGCAGGUCCUUUCCACUCGUGCUGUUAAUUGUCUUCGUGCUUUAGUGGUGUUGCCGACUCGAGAUUUAGCCUUGCAGGUUCUAAACAUUUUUGAUGCUAUUGCUCCUGCGGUAGGACUGUCUGUUGGUUUGGCAGUCGGUCAAUCUUCCAUUGCCGAUGAAAUUUCGAAUCUUGUAAGGAGACCGAAGCACGAGGCAGGCAUCUGUUAUGACCCAGAGGGCCCUCCCCCAGAGCUACAAAGUGCAGUGGAUAUCCUGGUGGCGACUCCAGGAAGACUCAUGGAUCAUAUCAAUUCUACUAAGGGAUUUACACUCGAGCAUCUUUGUUAUCUUGUAGUCGAUGAAACAGAUAGACUACUUAGAGAGGCAUACCAAUCCUGGUUACCAACUGUGCUCCGAAUUACUGAAGCUAACGAUGGAGGCCUCUCUAAUACAAGGGAUUUCUCCCUUCCCAUAUUCGGUUCAUUAAAAACCAUUAGGAGAUGUGGCAUUGAAAGAGGCUUUAAGGGUAGAUCUUACCCUAGACUUGUGAAGAUGGUACUUUCAGCUACUCUCACUCGAGAUCCGAGCAAGCUUGCCCAACUCAACCUGCAUCAUCCCUUGUUCUUGACAGCUGGGAAGAGACGUUAUCGGUUCCCAGAAAAAUUGGAAUCAUAUAAGUUGAUAUGCGAAUCAAAGCUGAAACCCAUCUACUUGGUCUCGCUUCUGCAAAGUCUCGGAGGGGAGAAGUGCAUUGUCUUCACAUCGUCUGUGGAGUCUACACACCGUCUAUGCACCCUACUAAAUUUCUUCACCGAUUUGCAACUGAAGAUCAAAGAGUAUUCAGGCCUUCAACGCCAAUCAGUAAGGAGUAAGACAUUGAAAGCAUUCAGAGAAGGUGACGUGCAAGUUCUCGUUUCGUCGGAUGCAAUGACUCGUGGAAUGGACGUGGAAGGGGUGAAGAAUGUUGUAAAUUACAAUAUGCCCCCGUACAUCAAGACUUAUAUCCAUCGAGCUGGUCGUACAGCACGAGCUGGGCAAAGUGGCCGGUGCUUCACUUUGUUGCGUAAAGAAGAGGUCAAGCGUUUCAAGAAGCUGUUGCAGAAAGCUGACAACAAUUCAUGCCCUGUUUAUUCUGUUCCUUCAAGUUCUAUCGAAUCCCUGCGCACUACUUACACAUCUGCGCUGGAGAAAUUGAAAGAGGUAGUUGAAUCUGAGGCAUCAAAGAAGCACAAGAUUGGAAUGAAGCCUCUACAAGCGAGGGAUCAGAAGAAACAACGCAAAAAGUAGAUUUCUAUGGUUAUCGGAUACGAAUACGUCCUGAUGAGGUAUUGUGAUUGUUUUGUGCAUAAUGUGAAUUUUAGUUUCUUUGUGCAGAAUUAUGGAGAGCCCAUUCAAUUUCUUUCUCUGUUUUAGUAAACACCAGUACUUCUGUAAGGUAGUGGGGAUAUUUAUUGAGUUUUGAUGUGUAAAACAUAAGGAAGAACAGAAACUUUCAUAGGAACCUAGUAGCGCUUCGAUCAGUUCGAUAAACUACACAAUGCUUGUAUCUGAGAUGACAAAAGUUAAAAACCGUUUAUUGUCCAUUCAGAGGUUCCUCAAAAAACUGCUCCCUCUAAGGUCUCAGCUCUUCUGGUUCACCGAACUGACCCCCUUAUCUUUUGCAAAGCCGAUCAUCAGGGUGAAAACCCAUUGGACUAUCAAUCAUGAGUGAUUGCAUCCAGCAGUCAGGAGCUUUCAGUUCUCGAAGAAGGACAGGUAUUGGCGGACUUCAUGGAGGAAGUGCUUUGAAUUCACCGAGAAUGAAGCAGAACUCGAAGCGGAAGUAAUACUCCUGGGGGAUGAGGAACUGGUCCUCGGAGAUGGAGAAUGAGAUUCGCCUGCAGUGACGAUAUCGUCUCUCUCUUCUUCGCUGAUUGUGUCCAGCAUCUUCCGCGUUCUGUGCCGCAUGACACUAACAAACUGCGGAGGUGCAACCUCCGUCACGAACCUUGCAAGCCUUGCAUUUGCCAUUCGUUUUAUUCGUUUUCUUGAUUAUAUUGAGGACAGGAGGAGAAGUUGAGAUGAAGGAAACGGUGAGUUUGGUUAUGAAUGACUACUGAGACUGGUAUGAGGUUUAUAUACCCUUUUCUUGAUUACGGCAUGUACUGAGUCAGCGGCCAUAAUUGAUUGUCAAAAGUGGGCUUUUAACUCCUUGA